UAUGGAACGCACCAGGGUUUUAAUGGUCGCGACGUUCACAUCAACGCCGAAGUGAGAAGGUAGGCUACGCCCCGGGAAGCCGAACGAAGCUCAGUUAAACCGAUAAUAACAACCAAACAGUCACCAGUCAAGCUCAGCACUCACCUUACGGUGUGUAAACAGAUCUGUUGGGCCGUGGCAGCGGGCAGGCCACGUCUAAGUGAGUGCACUGUCAAUACAAAGGACGAAGAUGAAGCUGAAUUCAUUAUCUGUGCUGUGCCUGUCACUUCUUUUGUUUCACACUCGCUCUUCACUGGCUAAGAAAGGUGGUGGUUUUGGGAAAGGCUUCAGCUCAAAGAAGAUCCCUACAUCAAACCGAGGCAGCACCCACACUAACACAAAUACGGGCCGCAAAACUAAUCAGGGCUCCAGCUCCAAGGGUGGAUACCCCAAACAGCCUGGACAGAGUAAUCAAGGAGGCUACCCUCCGCAGUCAGGCAGACCGGGGUAUCCAGGCGGUUACCCCCGACAGGGUGGAGGGUACCAUAACCAGUAUUCAGCACGGGGCUCCCCAUUUGGAGGAGGUUAUGGAAGUUAUGGGGGUUAUCCAGGUGGAUAUAUCAACCACAACCCAAACAACAAAGUCCUGAGCCCUCACUAUGGUGGCAGCUUUGGUUAUGGGGGGUACGGAGUUAGGGGCGGCUCCCCUUUUUCCCAGUCGGUUCAGUCAAUGGGUAUGUAUCCCCAAGAUAAAUCCAGAGGGUUUGGGCGCAGUGCAGUAAUGGCAGCAGCUGGAGGAGCUGUGGCAGGAAUGGCCCUGGGCUAUGGGCUUGGAAGGUUCCCUCGUCCCCACUUCCACUUCCACAGCCCCCAGGAGGAGUACUACUACAACCACUACAUGUAUAGGAAAUAUGGUGUCAAGUCUACUGAUAGCAAUGACUACAGCAGAGACUACGUGUACAGCCAACCCCCCAAGACCUAUGACAGUUACAUGGAUGCGUGCAUGAAGAGAACAGACCUCCUGCCUGCAGAGAAUCGAAAUCCUCAAAACAAACCCGCCACCACAGCUACUGUUGUCACCUCAGUUCGUGACACUGGCACAGGCAGCAACUCAGCUGAGACCAACAGUAUUCCAGCAGAAAACUCCUUAACCUCUGCAGCUUCAACUCCCCGCUCUCUAAAUCAGCCUGAAGCCAACCCUGUGCCUCCAGCUUCACAGGCUGUCAGUGAUGCUGAAGAUGACGAUACAGUCAGCAUUGUGGAGAUCGGCUACCCUGCACUGAUCGAGCAGCUGAAGGCCAGGAGAUGUUUGGAGCUGUACAUAGUUGACUCCGAAAUGUACUUGAAGAAAGUGACAGGCAGGGGGCAGGGACUGGAGAUGGGCUUGCAAGGGUUUUUAGCAGUGGUCACCAGUAUGAUACUGAUGCUACUGAACAGCAACAUGCUAAUGUUUCUGCACUGAGGCCUUCAUCAGCAGGAAAGUGAUGGAGAACAUGUUAAAGAAAUAAUACAGAUAGGAAGUGAUUAUGGUAGGAGGAACCUCUCACAGUACGUUUUUAGGUUUGUAUGUUUGAAAUAUGUGUUCAAGAAAAAGAAGGGAAAAGCUAGACUUGAGAGCCACAGUGCUGCAACAUUAACUGUACUCUGAUAAUGAAAGAUUGUGAUGGUGGUGAGAAAUUUAAUUUAACAUGUUCUCUAGCCAUAGAAAUGGUGACUCAUCUUUCUGUUUUUGUAAUAUGUGUUUCAGAAAACAGUGCUUUUUAAGAAUUAUAUAUCUGUUCAAGGAAACUCGCCAGGGUCUUUGAGGUUUUUUGUCUCAGAGGAAAAAGCAUCUGCGAGUUUGCACCUGUGGGGCUGGUAGAGGCUUUACCCUGGUGAUCUAUUUAAAUAAAUAAAUGCUUUGCAAUAACGGAGAUCAGCUUUAAAUAUAUGAUUUCAUUAGCUCUGGACAUAUUUGUGUUCGAGGACCGAUUCAAAGGCAGAGUUGGAUAGCAGUGAAUGUGUUGAAUAUUCAGUUAGUCUAAUAUUACUUAUAAUACAAAUAUCAGUUCUUUGGACUGAGAGGUUUUACACUGUAAGCAUGACUGAAUAAUAGAUUAUGUCUACUGAUGUCUUCGUUGCUUCAAACAUAGGUGGACUUUUAUCAAAUAAGGGUCAUUGAACCACAGAAACUAAGACCAAAAAGACUUAUUAUUAUUAACAGACCUUCUAAACAGACACAGUCGUAUGCAUACUAUUAUCUUAAUACUCAUACAAUUACUUACUUUGGACUCAAUGCAAGCAAAAAGCUCUUUUACUGAAUAUAUUUAUGAUUUAUUUCCAUGUGUACUGUCCUUGCCAUGUAAAGUAUGUUGUGUAUUUUCUCAUGUUUUUUAAAAUAUAUUUACAGUUGCCUCUCUUCUCUUGUCUAGCCAGUGUUUUGCCUCUCUCUCCUGUCUCCGGGGUAGCUUGUGAUUGCAAAAGUGCUCUUAAAGUGUAAGACUGCUGAUUUACUCAUUCUAAUCUGAAUUUAUAUCUAAGAGCUACUGAGUUAUCUUGCAUUAUCUGCUGAAUUUAUGCUAACCAAGCUUGGAUAUCAAGAUAUGUGCAUAAGAUUUGUACAAUAAUAUUUUUACUCUUGGAAGCUGAUGACUUUAAAAAAAAAAACAAUUUAAAGGUACUGCCUGGAG
Toxotes jaculatrix (banded archerfish) is the source of this 2648-nucleotide messenger RNA. RefSeq lists its product as uncharacterized. The record is from RefSeq and is a predicted model, not a curated record. Gene Ontology annotation, biological process: protein homooligomerization. NCBI's taxonomy places the organism in Eukaryota, Metazoa, Chordata, Actinopteri, Toxotidae. Bases 230 to 1441 code for a protein of 403 amino acids. The transcript is spliced from 3 exons. Gene Ontology annotation, cellular component: membrane.